Desarmillaria tabescens is the source of this 1618-nucleotide messenger RNA. Its product is annotated as ZIP zinc transporter-domain-containing protein. The record is from RefSeq and is a predicted model, not a curated record. Lineage: Eukaryota; Fungi; Basidiomycota; Agaricomycetes; Agaricales; Physalacriaceae. Gene Ontology annotation, cellular component: plasma membrane. Gene Ontology annotation, molecular function: zinc ion transmembrane transporter activity. Bases 4 to 1494 code for a protein of 496 amino acids. Gene Ontology annotation, biological process: zinc ion transmembrane transport. The transcript has 6 exons.
GCAAUGUCCCUCCCCCAUUCCCUCAUGGCUUCUCUACUAGACGACCUCAACGCCCUGGAGGCUCUGGUUCACGAUGACCAGAAGCAUCUCCACCGACGCCUCAUUGUCAUGGGCGUCAUAUUCGUCAUCUCCCUCGUCGCUGUGUCGUUCCCUGGGAUAUCCAAGAGGUCGACGUAUCUACCGAUACCGAAGGUUGUUUUUUUCAUCGGGAAGCAUUUCGGCACCGGUGUCAUAUUAUCAACGGCGUUUUGCCACCUUUUGCAAGACUCGUUUGAAGCGUUGCAGAAUCCGCUGGUUGCACAAAGCUACGGAAAGGUUGGAGAUCAAUGUGCGUUGAUAAUAUUGGGCUCCCUUCUUUCAAUAUUCCUCAUUGAAUAUAUAUCUACUUCAUAUGUUGACCAUCUACACGCUGAGCCCUCUGAGCCUACCUCUCCAGUAACCAGAGUGACAUCAUUACCUCCAACUUCUGAACCGCAGCCUCUGAUAUGUGACGCUCCUCCAGAACCGUCACCUACUGAAGACACGCCACUGCUGUCGUCCUCAUCUCACUCCUCGCAUACUUCUGCAUCUCACCAACCCCAGCAUUACCUUUCUUCGAUAAUAACCAAUACCCCUAGGCAUCUUCGCAGCACUGAAUCAUACUACAUCAUCAACGAUCUUAAUUACCACGUAAAUCACGGCGAAUACCAGUUGAUAGGAGGCAGGGGAUCCUGCGUGUGCGUGUGCGUCUGUCCUGCGAGUGCUGAAGGCGAUAGACCUCCAGCGAAGAGCACCACAAGAAGCGGAACCGUGACGCCCAUUCACACUGUAGAUCUCGAAAAACCGCGCAUUGGACGGAGACGUCAAGUGGUGGGGAUUCUAGUUCUACAGCUCGGCAUUAUGAUUCAUUCGCUGGUAAUUGGUCUGACACUCUCGAUUACGCAUGGUGCUGAAUUCACUUCACUUGUAACAGCCAUCAUAUUCCAUCAACUCUUCGAGGGCCUGAGCCUGGGCAUCCGAAUCGCCGCGCUGCCACCAUCAUCACUAGUGCCUCGGUUACCAAUUCCCAACACCACAUCAACAUCGCAUUCAAAACCGCUUUUCUUUUCAGUCUUGGGCGCGGAGACCCGAUGGCAAGCUCUCCGGCGACACUGGCUCCCCCCCGUACUCUCUCUACUCUUUGCCGUCACGACACCCCUCGGGCUGGGCGGCGGCAUGCUGGCCUUCUCCGGAAACGUCAGCAAAUCGCAGAUGUUGCUCACGCAGGGCCUUAUGUCAGCCAUCUCCGCCGGAAUGCUUAUAUAUGCCGCGACCGUGGAGAUGAUUGCCGGCGAUUUCGUGUUUGGGAACCUCAACGGUCAUGAACAUGGGGGGCAUGAACAUGAACAUGGUGGAGAGGUGUUCGAGCAUGAGCACGAUGAGGAGGGGGGGCCAACGCCUGGGAGAAAAGUCCUGGCUGUCGUUAGCCUGCUUGCUGGAGUGCUGGGUAUGGGGCUUGUGGGGAUUGGGGAGUAACGACGACUCGGAACAUCUUAGAGAUAUUGUAUUUUAGUCAUCUGGAUUUGUAAUUUGGAAUAAUGCUCUUAUAGACUUGCUUCAGACUGAGACUGGGUGCUCUUGUCGUGAAAUGGAUACGGAA